This is a messenger RNA of Alligator sinensis (Chinese alligator), 8694 nucleotides long. RefSeq names its product trinucleotide repeat containing 6C (gene TNRC6C). The transcript is spliced from 26 exons. The record is from RefSeq and is a predicted model, not a curated record. NCBI's taxonomy places the organism in Eukaryota, Metazoa, Chordata, Crocodylia, Alligatoridae. Gene Ontology annotation, biological process: miRNA-mediated post-transcriptional gene silencing; positive regulation of nuclear-transcribed mRNA poly(A) tail shortening. Gene Ontology annotation, molecular function: RNA binding; protein binding. Bases 153 to 6083 code for a protein of 1976 amino acids. Gene Ontology annotation, cellular component: nucleoplasm; P-body.
AUGGAGCUCAAAAGUUCAAGGGUUUACUUACACAGGAGCACUCAGCAAAAUUAAGAUGACUCAACCAGAGGUGUGAAUUAAUAUACUCCGGGCGAAGUGCGUUAAGCUCUGGUUUGGAGCAACUGCUUUGUCAACGCUAUGAAGUCCAAGAGAUGGCAUCAGCACAAGGAUUGUUCCCAUGGAAAGUAAUGCUUCAUAGGGAGAAAGAACAAGAAACACAAGAAGAGGAACGUUUGAUGGAAGAAAAGAAAAAGAAAAAGCAGGAAGAAAAGAAAAAGAAGGAAGGUGCUCAGAAAAAGGCUGCUGAACAAAAAACCAAAGGCUGGAGACAUCAACAAAAGAGGUCACUUUGUGGUCCUGGUCCUGGUCCUGGUCCUUCAGUGCCAGAAUCUAUUAAGACCAGUUUAAGCCAGCCCCAACCUGCCGGUACCGGUACCAGUACUUCCACCAGCACUAUUACCAACAGCAGCAAUGGCAAGCGUGCAUCUGCUAAUGGGCAGCAGCCAGCUGCAUCCCGUUACCUGCCUCGUGAGGUGCCUCCACGCUUCCGCCAGCAAGAACAGAAGCAGCUCUUAAAGAGAGGUCAGCCACUGCCUACUGGGACCCUGACCAGCGCAAGCCCAGUACAAGGUACUGGACAAGCAGGGGCAAGUCCUCCUCCUCAGCAAGGAGCAGGUGGACAGCAUCAUCCCAGUAAGACCCAAUCAGAUCUCAGUCACAGUGGAUUGGGAGACCAUUAUGAAAAUUCCCACUGGGGACAGCAGCCCACUUUCAGAAGUGAAGGCAACUGCAGUUGGGAUAAAGUGAUAAUAGACAGGACUGACAAGGAGGCGUGGCCUUCCAUUACAGGAACUGAGACUGAAUCUGCCUCAGAAUGUACUACAGACACUGACUCUGCCUCCAACUGUGGCUCAGAGAACAGUAGCAUGGCUACAGGGAGUGCCCAAGGCAACUUCACUGGACAUACAAAGAAAACUAAUGGCAAUAACGGCGCCAAUGGAGCACUCAUCCAAAGCACUUCUAACCAGAGUGCCCUUGGAGCUGGUGGAGCAAAUGGUAAUGGAAACUCAGCCAGAGUAUGGGGUGUGGCCACAGGCUCCAGCUCUAGCCUAGCUCACUGCUCUGCCAGUGGUGGGGAUGGAAAGAUGGACAACAUGAUUGGAGAUGGUAGAAGUCCAAACUGCUGGGGUGCUUCCAACUCAAAUGCUGGCAUUAAUCUUAACCUUAACCCUAAUGCCAAUCCAGCUGCCUGGCCUGUACUCGGACAUGAAGGAACUGUGGGAGCAGGCAACCCUUCCAGUAUUUGCAGUCCAGUCAGUGCCAUAGGUCAAAACAUGGGCAACCAGAAUGGGAACCCAACAGGCACCUUAGGUGCUUGGGGAAAUUUGCUGCCGCAAGAGAGCACAGAACCACAAACGUCCACUUCUCAGAAUGUGUCUUUCAGCGUACAACCUCAGAACCUUAACACUGAUGGACCAAAUAACACUAACCCCAUGAACUCUUCACCAAACCCUAUCAAUGCAAUGCAGACAAAUGGACUGCCGAACUGGGGGAUGGCUGUUGGUAUGGGGGCCAUCAUCCCGCCCCACCUGCAAGGCCUUCCUGGUGCUAAUGGAACAUCAGUUUCUCAAGUCAGUGGGGGCAAUGGUGAAGGAAUGGGCAAUUCAGUGUGGGGGAUAUCCCCAGGUAAUCCUGCCGCAGGAAACAGCAAUUCUGGGUUCAGUCAGGGGAAUGGAGACACUGUGAACUCAGCAUUAAGUGCUAAACAAAAUGGAUCCAGCAACGCUGUGCAAAAGGAAGGAAAUGGAGCAAGUGCAUGGGAUUCAGGACCUCCAGCAGGUCCUGGGGUACUAGCAUGGGGCAGGGGCAGUGGCAACAGUGGUGUUGGUAGUAUGCAUUCUGGAGCUUGGGGCCACCCCAACCGUAACACCAGUAAUGGUGUUAAUGGUGAAUGGGGCAAGCCCCCAAACCAGCAUUCCAAUAGUGACAUCAGUGGGAAAGGAUCAACAGGGUGGGAUAGCCCUAGUGUUACCAGCCAGAAUCCUGCCAUGCAGCAGGGCAAUGAACAAAUGAACUCUUGGGCCAAAGCUGCAGCAUCUGGCACCACAGCUAGUGAAGGAAGUAAUGAUAGUGGUGGAUGUCAAAAUGAAGGCAGUACUGGGAGAGAAGGAGCUGGAGAGGGCCGAAGGAGAGACAAAGGGAUGAUAGACCAAGGGCAAGUCCAGUUGCCAAGGAAUGACCUUGACCCAAGGGUCCUGUCCAAUACUGGGUGGGGACAGACUCCGGUAAAGCAAAACACUGCCUGGGAAUUUGAAGAAUCCCCAAGGUCUGAACGAAAGAAUGACAAUGGGACGGAGGCCUGGGGUUGUGCAGCUACUCAGUCUUCAAACUCAGGGGGGAAGAAUGAUGGGUCCAUCAUGAACAGUACAAAUACCUCUUCAGUAUCUGGGUGGGUCAGCUCUCCACCUGCAGCUGUUCCAACAAAUACAGGUUGGGGAGACAACAACAACAAAGCACCAAAUGGCCCAGGGGGAUGGGGAGAAUCAGCAAGCUCUACUGCUGUCAAUAAUGCUGCUGCUGCCAAAAGCGGCCACGCUUGGAGUGGGACCGCAAAUCAGGAGGACAAAUCACCUACCUGGGGUGAACCUCAGAAACCCAAAUCUCAAAAUUGGGGAGAUGGACAGAAAUCAAAUCCAAGCUGGACUUCAGGAGGUGGAGAUUGGGCAGAUUCAUCAUCUGUCCCUGGACACAUGGGUGAUGGGAAAAAGAAUGGAUCGGGAUGGGAUGCUGACAAUAGAUCAGGGUCUGGUUGGAAUGAUACUACAAGGUCUGGGACCAGUGGAUGGGGAAAUGGCACAAACACCAAGGCUAAUACAGGUACAAGUUGGGGGGAAUCAUUAAAACCUAGCCCCCAGCAAAACUGGGCUAAUAAACCCCAGGAUAACAAUGUGAGUUCCUGGGGAGGAGCUGCUUCUGUUAAACAGACUGGGUCAGGAUGGGUUGGUGGGCCAGUGCCAGCCAAACAAAAAGAUAACAGUGAGGCAACUGGCUGGGAAGAGCCUUCGCCACCAUCCAUUCGCCGCAAGAUGGAAAUUGAUGAUGGUACCUCAGCUUGGGGCGACCCUAACUACAACAACAACAAGACUGUAAACAUGUGGGAUAGAAACAACCCUAUAAUUCAGAGCAGUACCACCACCACUACCACCACCACUACCACCAUUAUCAACACCAAUAUGGCUGAACCUCAGCCACUGCACCAGUCAAGUGCCCAGCCCAACCGGUCCCCACUGCUUGGUCCAGCAGGCUGGGGAGAGAUGCCUGCUGUCCACACAAAGACUGACGCUUCUUGGGGAGAGCCCUCAUCCCCUUCUGCUGCAGUUGAUAAUGGCACUUCAGCAUGGGGGAAACCCCCCAGCAGUGGUGCGGGGUGGGGAGAUAAUUCUGCCGAGUCGGCAGGGACAUAUGGAAGAACAAGUGCUCCAGCUGCUGCCCCAGCACUGUGCAAACCAGCUUCAAAAUCUAUGCAAGAAGGCUGGGGCAGUGGUGGGGAUGAAGUGAAUCUCAGUACUAGUCAGUGGGAAGAUGAAGAAGGAGAUAUGUGGAAUAAUACUGCUUCACAAGAGAGCAAUUCCUCCUGUAAUUCCUGGGGGAAUGCCCCGAAGAAAGGACUUCCAAAGGGCAUGAAGACAUCUAGCAAGCAAGAUGAGGCCUGGAUAAUGAACCGUCUGAUAAAACAGCUCACAGACAUGGGCUUCCCAAGAGAACCAGCAGAAGAGGCCUUGAAAAGCAACAAUAUGAAUCUUGAUCAGGCCAUGAGUGCUCUGCUGGAAAAGAAGGUGGAAAUGGACAAGCGUGGAAUGGGAGUGACCGAUUAUAAUGGAAUGGUCACCAAACCCCUUGGCUGCCGCCCACCACCAAUCUCCAAAGAGUCUUCCAUGGACCGCCCCACUUUCCUUGACAAGGAUGGCGGCCUAGUGGAAGAGCCCACUACUUCACCAUUUUUGCCUUCACCAAGCCUGAAGCUCCCCCUUUCAAACAGUGCACUCCCUAAUCAGGCCCUGGGCGGGAUUGCCUCAGGGCUGGGCAUGCAAAACUUGAAUUCUUCUAGACAGAUACCAAGUGGCAAUCUGGGUAUGUUUGGCAAUAGCGGAGCAGCACAAGCCAGGACCAUGCAACAGCCGCAGCAACCGCCAGUGCAACCUCUUAACUCAUCCCAGCCUAGUCUUCGUGCUCAAGUGCCUCAGUUUCUAUCCCCUCAGGUUCAAGCACAGCUUUUGCAGUUUGCAGCAAAAAACAUUGGUCUCAACCCUGCACUAUUAACCUCGCCAAUUAAUCCUCAGCAUAUGACGAUGUUGAACCAGCUCUAUCAGCUGCAGCUGGCGUACCAACGUUUACAAAUCCAGCAGCAGAUGUUACAGGCUCAGCGUAAUGUUUCCGGACCCAUGAGACAGCAGGAGCAGCAAGUUGCACGUACAAUCAAUAACAUGCAGCAGCAGAUCCAGCAGCACCAGCGCCAGCUGGCCCAGGCACUGCUCAUGAAGCAGCAGCCUCCCACUCCACAUCUAUCUUUGCACCCCUCUGCAGGCAAAUCAGCCAUGGAUAGCUUUUCACCCCAUUCCCAGGCUCCCAGCCUCCCUGACCUGCAGACCAAAGAGCAGCAGUCUUCACCGAACACCUUUGCUCCUUACCCUCUUGCUGGACUGAACCCGAAUAUGAAUGUAAACAGCAUGGACAUUACUGGUGGUUUGUCAGUGAAGGAUACUUCUCAGUCCCAGUCUCGCCUUCCACAGUGGACACACCCCAACUCGAUGGAUAAUCUGUCCAGUGCUGCUUCUUCACUUGACCAGAACUCUAGCAAGCAUGGUGCUAUCCCUGGAGGUCUAAGUAUUGGUCCCCCGGGAAAGUCCUCCAUUGAUGACUCUUAUGGCCGGUACGAUCUGAUCCAAAACAGCGAGUCACCAGCCAGUCCACCUGUAGCCCUUCCUCAUAGUUGGUCACGUGCCAAAUCUGAUAGCGAUAAAAUCUCCAAUGGCUCCAGCAUUAAUUGGCCACCAGAAUUUCAUCCAGGGGUGCCAUGGAAAGGACUGCAGAAUAUUGACCCCGAGAAUGAUCCUGAUGUCACUCCUGGAAGUGUUCCCACUGGGCCUACCAUUAAUACCACCAUACAAGAUGUUAAUCGCUAUCUUCUCAAGAGUGGAGGGUCAUCCCCAACAUCAUCUCAGAAUGCCACGCUGCCUUCAUCGAGUGCCUGGCCGCUUAGUGCCUCCGGCUACAGUAGCUCUUUCAGCAGCAUUGCAUCUGCACCUAGCAUUGCAGGUAAAUUGUCAGACAUCAAGUCUACAUGGUCGUCUGGCCCAAUCUCUCACACACAGGCCUCUCUAUCCCAUGAACUUUGGAAGGUACCCAGAAACACUACUGCUCCUACAAGACCACCUCCAGGCUUAACGAACACCAAGCCAUCAUCUACCUGGGGUGCCAGCCCACUGGGUUGGACCAGCUCUUAUUCCUCUGGUUCUGCAUGGAGUACUGACAACUCAGGAAGAACAAGCAGCUGGCUGGUUCUCCGAAACCUCACACCCCAAAUUGAUGGUUCUACACUGCGGACACUGUGUUUGCAACAUGGCCCUCUAAUUACAUUCCACCUGAACCUGACUCAAGGGAACGCUGUGGUCCGAUACAGUUCCAAGGAAGAAGCAGCCAAGGCCCAGAAGUCUCUGCAUAUGUGUGUUUUAGGAAACACUACCAUCUUGGCUGAGUUUGCUGGUGAAGAAGAAGUAAACCGUUUCUUAGCACAAGGCCAGCCACUGCCACCCACCUCCAGUUGGCAGUCCAACACUGGAACCAAUCAGACUCGCUUGGGCUCUACAAGCAGCUCUCAUGGAUUGGUGCGGAAUGAUGCAGGCCACUGGAAUACUCCUUGCCUGAGUAGCAAAGGGAGCAGCGAUCUGCUUUGGGGUGGGGUCCCUCAGUACUCAAGCAGCCUUUGGGGGCCCCCAAGCACCGACGAUGGCAGGGUUAUUGGAAGCCCAACACCUUUGAAUACCCUGCUCCCAGGUGAUCUUCUCAGCGGGGAGUCUAUCUAGAAAACAAAAGAAACAAAAUGGAAAAAACAAUCAUCAGCACUAAAGGAAAAAAUUGUAACCCUUUCCAGUCCAGGGCUUCACGAAGAAUCCAGCUUUAACAGAUCAGACUGGCAGCCCUUUUUAGUACCUCUGUCCAAUAUCAAACAUGAAACUGCAGAAGUCCUUGUGAACUGUUAAUGAAACAGUAUGGGCUACAUUUGGUCAGUGUCACAUGCUAAUGACAGGUUUUAUUUUUUCAUGGCUUUUUAUUUUAUGUUGUCUUUUUAUGUUUGUAUGGUGUUUUUAAACAAAAGUAUAAAAGCUGCUUAGAAUAGGUCUAUCAUGAAGGGCACUUUUCAGAAAUUUGGGCUGGAAAGGGUUAUUUUAUCAACUUUGAGGGGAGGGGGGAAAUGAAAGCCUAUUUAAAAUGAGCCUGUGACUAUUAUGCACAUUACCAGAGGCGGACCCAGUAAUCAGAAGGGGGAGGAGUGUGAUAUUUAUCAUUGGUACAGAAAAGUAAUGAAUCUGAAUGGUAACUAUUGACUGUACAGACUGAAUUGGGGGGUGGGGGGUGGGGAAUCUCUGUGUCCACUACUCCCAUGGAUCUGCCUAUGCACAUUACCCUUGUUUCAUUACUUUGUCAUGUAAUUUUUUUUUAAUCCCAAAAAUAUAAAAAGUUAAAAAAAAAAACAUAUCAAACAUGCAAAUACUUGAAUCCAGCAGGCCAAUAACAAAAUGUGAACACUUUCUAAGUCUAAUUAUUACACUUCCAGGUUGGCAUCCAUACACAAAAAACAGGCUCUAGGAAUUUUUUUUAAGUUCAUACUAUAUGUUUGUGUUGGAACAGAUGUGCAUGUAUGAGUGUGCUUGUGUGUGUGUGUGCGUGCGUGCCCGUGGGACUUAACAAAAAGUGUGAAUUUUUUUUUCCCCUUUAUUCAGUAUAUGCUUUUUAUUUGCUCAUUGGUCAAAUGUUUAAUUGUUAUUAGCUUCUAACUUUGCACUGAGUGUCCGCAGCCCUUCUUGUAGCUAAUUCUAUACAUUAAAAAAAAAAAAAGAAAAAGAAAAAAAAAAGAAAUUGAUAGGAGGGGCCGGCGACAAUUCAUGUGUAAAUGUUUACUCAAGGACUCUUAUCGCAUUUUAAAAUUACAGUGUGUAUCUCUGGAGAAUAAUAUGUAUAUCUACCUUUAGCAGCUUUUUAUUGUGGACUAAUGCAAGAAAAUUAUUACCGGAGUAUUGCACCAUUUUUCCAUUCGGAAUAUAAAGAUUAAAAAAAUACUCUUGUUGAACUGUGGCCAUAGAUACUUGUAAAGAGUGGAUAGUUCCCCUGCAAGCAGGAACAGAAACAAGCACUUGGACAUAGGUUUUGACUGCUUUUGGAGGGGCCAGCAGUUUUGGCUCCCACCUGUUUACAGACCUUUUUUUUUCUCCUUCAACCUUUAAAAUAAAAAAGGAAUUAAAAAAAAAAAAGAAAAAAAAAAAGACUUCCAUCGUAAAGAAACCUAUUUUCAGAAUGAAGAUAUGCUACUUCAGAGCUCUGGGAUUGAACAGUGUUGUUGUAUUAUCCUUUUCUUUGGCCAUUGCUGUGUACUAUUUUUUGUUGUUGUUUUUCCUCCUCUUCGUCAAAGUGGCGAAAACUUUGUGAUCACUAUCUUGCACAUGGUGGAAGAUGUCUCAGGAAAGCCGGGUUUCCCGAGGAGCAACUCCACACCAUUUCAUGUAUUUUUAAAACCCAACUCCUAGCACUGAAGAUAUUAUUAAAAAAACAAAAUUAAAAAAAAAAACAAAAUAAGAGACAGUAAGAAAGAAGAAAAUACCUAAUCUAAUGUGUAGCAGUUACAUAUUUACCAAAUAAUGGACUCAAAAGAAAUAGAUGUUUGAAGAGUGCUUUAUAUAUUAAAAAUUGCUUUAUGUUUAAAGAUCAAUGUUUUUGAUUGUUUUGAAAGGAAGAAAGACAAUGGAAUAACAUACCCUUCAAGUAUGUUUUAAAAAAUUAUAUGAACAUUGUGCUCCCUGCCUGCUUGGAUCAGGAAACUUGUGCAUUACAUUUUUUUUGGAAGAUUAGCUUUUUAAUGGUUUUAUCAGAUAAAAAGGGUCCUGCAAGAAUGCAAAUCAACAAAAGCUGGUUUUAUAGAGGAUCAUGAACUAUGCACAAACUGGGUUCAAGACUUGUUUUUUUUUCUCAAGUUUUAGUAGUGUAUUUAGCUGAAUAACCUUUCCUCAGAGUAAUUGCAUCUCAUUGCCAUUACACGCAUUCUACAUAUAUAUUUUAUAUAUAUAUAUAUAUACACACACACACACCUAUAUAAAAUAUGUAUGUGUGUAUGUGCGUGUUUACAUACAGUGCAUACAAUUUUCCAUGCUGAAGUUUAGCAUUGAGUUGUAGAAAAACUCCUGAUAUUUUAAAAUUGGGGAUGGAAGUUAAAGUUUCUGUUUAAUUUUUUGCCUUUAAUUUUGAAUUAAAGAUGUCUGUAACUCUGAGAUUAAAAAAAAACACAAAAAAACAUUUGUGGCUUUUAAUGUUAUUUCUCCUCAUAGAAUGUGAUUGUUAAAGAACAUGCACCGAAAGUUGCUUUCAAGAGUACGAAGAUUCUUUGAAACUUAAUAAAUUGCAGUUUUUUCUUCGCUGUUCAAA